GGCCGGGCCUGAAAUGUGCACUGGCAAGCAGGUUUUAAAGCAGGCUAGGCUGCUGAUAGUUAUCUUGUGUGCUGCAGAAGGCGGCAGCUGGCUGCUCUCCCGUCAGCUGGAACUUUCUCCUAAGAACAGAAAUCGAGAAUUAUCUAGGAUGAUCCCCUUCCAAGAGAGAAAUGGAAGCCUUGGCAACAUGGAAUCCUUGGACAAGUGUCUGCAGGCCAAAAAAGACCUGGAAGUUGCGUUUGCUGAAAUUGUCAAAGCUGAACAGCAAGUCAAAGACAACUGGAAAGAGGUGAAAGCUCAGGUUCACAGCUGCAUCAGUCGCCACCUGGAAUGCCUACGAAGCCGUGAAGUUUGGCUGCUGGAACAGGUUGACCUCAUUCAACAGCUGAAGGAAGAGGCUUUGCAGCAACAAGCACAGCAGCUCUGUUGGUUGUUGGGACAGUUCAAUGGCCUCAUCCGCCAGCUGGAACAGCCUCAAAGUGGUGAUCUCACAAAUCAGAUUUCAGCGUGUUUUGAGAGUCUUGGCAGUUUGAAUCUCCAGCCGGAAGAAACUUCCAUCUUGAACUUUGAGGCUGAUGUGGUGUUUCUUCGCCAGGCAAUCACCUCGUUCGGCUCCAUUAGAACAAUGCAAACUUCCAAUAAAGAAGAUUAUGCCCCUUGGAUUUCUGUGCAGAACUGUCCUGUGAUGGCUAGUUUUGAAAAGCCGAAACCUUUCCGUGGAACGCUGGGUUGCCCUCUCUCUGACUGGCUUCUUGGAACCAAAUCCGAUGGUGCGUGCUGUAUCCCUUACAUUCCUAGCUACAAGCAGGAAGACUGGCUCUUGAAAACACAGGCUGAGGAGGCCAAUCAGGAUUUCAAGCCUUCGGAAGUGUGUUACUUGGAGAAAGCAUGGGGAAACCUGAAAAACUUGGAGAACUGGCUUUUGCAGAACCAACAGCGAGACCUUCCAGAGAGAACGGACCCCCGCCGACGGAAGAGCUCGACUUCUACCAUCGCUUCCACUUUGUCCAUUGAGAAGAUUGAUGAAUUGGAGCUCUUUGAGCAAGACGACACUGAUCUUUCUGAAUGGCUCCUCGUGCCUUCUGAACCCCAAAAUGAGAAUGCCUCCGACGAGAAGUGGAAAUGGGUUUUUAAGCCCUUCCGCGAGGAAUAUAACCCGAACGAUUGGCUCCCUAAAACCGAUUCUUGCAAUCAUUGUUGCGGCGGUCAAGCCACCGGGGUAGAGAUAGAAAAUCUCGGCAAUCUGAAAUGCCUUAACGAGCACUUGGAUGCGAGGAAGCCGCCAAACGCCGACAGCUGGCUUCUGCAGCAGCCGGAUUUCAGAGUCGAGGACCUAUGCAAAGCCAACGAGCCAUGUUCCAGCUUUUCCGAGUGUGCGUGUGACGAGAACUGUGAAAAGGAAGCCCUGUGCAAAUGGCUUCUUAGGAAAGAAGGCAAGGAUAAAAACGGGAUGCCCUUAGCAGAGGUCUCUGAACCAGAGGGACAUCAGCCUGUGCUGAACCUCUGGCUCCAUCCUUCUCGACAAGCGGAGUGGGAUUCGGCCAGCUCUGCCGUAAAACAGGACGCUGUCCGGGAGGUGGCAGAACCUCUGAAAGAAUUACAGCAGACCUCAUUGUCCUCUUGGCUAGCCAAGCAAGAAGUCAAAGCUUCACCUGGCGAAGAGAAGGCGAUCCGAGAGGAGGCCGGACUGAGCCAUAAGGGUUCCCUCCUGGAGCUGCUCAUGCCCUUCCACCUCCCUUUCAACAUAAACAGCUGGAUCUUGUCCUCAAAAAACGCAGAAGUCUCCAGCCAGCCUCUCGUGGAAGAUAAAUGGCUGCUACGAAAGAAAGCACACGACAGCAGCCUUCCUGCCGUUUGCGACCUGUUUGCCUGUAUGAACCUGAAUGGAGAUAGAGAAAAAUGGCUGUAUCAGACUCCUUUACAGAUGUGAAAAAAGUAAAAAACAACAACCCUGCAGUGUGAUCCAAUUACUUUGAUUUCCUGCUGAUCAUCGCACACCCUGGUAUGAGUGACUGCAGCCUGUCGCUUCUCCUGUGUUUUUGACCAUCUGUCUUUUCCAGAUUUUGAAUGUCACUUUAAAAGCUGUAUGUCGCUGGUGUUGGGCUGGAGAAAAUGGACCUUGGAGUCCUCAAACAGAAGUGCCCUUGUUGGGUUCCCUUGGUCUGGGACGUGAAGAGCCUGUUGCGACUCGUCUCAUGAAAGCCGUUAAAUUUAAAAGCCAGUAUUUUGAAAUAAAUUCUGACGGAAUGACCCUUAGCUGGAGUGGGAGAGGCAGAAUUUUAUCCAGAGCACGCACCAUUGGUCCUUUCCAGCUCCUAAUUUUAAAUAUAUUUACAAAACAUGUUCACGAGAUACAGCUCUUACAAAGUCAUUAAGACACUUCUGAAUUGUAUGUUCUGUAUAAUGUAUACACACUGUUCUCCGCUGAAAACCCUACAGAUUGGCAUGGGCACGUGGCAACUUUGGCGGUAUCCUAGUUAAGGUAACUAGGAUGGGAAGAGGGCGGGCGAAAUUGAGCACAGAGUGGAUGAAAUGUGUGUGGUUUUAAAUCCCAGUACUAAGUACAAGUUGUAUCCUUUGUAUAACAGAACAAAAAUUAAUUUUUAUUUCUCUCUCGCUAUGAAUUAUAGUUCCCUGACAGGUUGACAGUAGCCUUAGAAAAUUUAAUGCUGAACUUUGAAUACCACUUCUACCUGCUUCCACAAUUUCUGGGGGCAACUUUGAAAAGUUGUGAUGCUAAAAUUUUCAUUUUUUUAAAACAAAUGAAAAUUUUCUUUUUGAAGUGCUCUUGGCUUACCACAGGUACACUUUUAAUUGCUAGACAUUUCACAGGUAUAAUAGGCCUUCCAGCUGUCAUGAAAAUUAACUACUGCAUUCUCAAAAAUGUUAAAAUUCACAAAUUUGCCUUUCAGUGCUUAACAACAUAUCUGCUCAGGUUCCUGAGGGGGGUCUGUGGAAGACCUGACUGAUAUGUAAUGCAAUCAAACCCCCUUCCACUGUCUUUUAAGUUAAUCCAAUGUUUGUGAUGCUAAUGAAGUAUGCUAUUAAACCAUUGUGAAUAAAAAGUA
Molecule: messenger RNA, 3068 nt
Organism: Ahaetulla prasina
Lineage: Eukaryota; Metazoa; Chordata; Lepidosauria; Squamata; Colubridae
Gene: NCOA4
Product: nuclear receptor coactivator 4
Exons: 10
Coding region: 14-1930 (638 amino acids)
Biological process (GO): response to hormone; intracellular iron ion homeostasis
Molecular function (GO): transcription coactivator activity
Source: RefSeq, a predicted model, not a curated record